Messenger RNA from Porites lobata, 413 nucleotides. The record is from the annotation of a GenBank genome assembly. Lineage: Eukaryota; Metazoa; Cnidaria; Anthozoa; Scleractinia; Poritidae.
AUGGCCCGAACCAAGCAAACAGCGAGAAAGUCCACCGGAGGAAAAGCGCCUCGUAAACAGCUGGCUACUAAGGCAGCUCGAAAGAGCGCUCCUGCUACUGGUGGCGUGAAAAAAAACCGCACCGUUACAGGCCAGGAACAGUGGCCCUCAGAGAGAUCCGUCGUUAUCAGAAGUCCACCGAGUUGCUGAUUCGCAAGUUACCGUUUCAGCGUCUUGUUCGAGAAAUCGCUCAGGAUUUCAAGACCGACUUGCGCUUUCAAAGCUCAGCCGUGCUGGCUCUUCAAGAGGCUAGCGAAGCCUACCUGGUCGGUCUUUUCGAGGACACCAACCUUUGCGCCAUUCACGCUAAACGUGUCACCAUCAUGCCUAAAGAUAUCCAGUUGGCUCGUAGGAUCCGGGGCGAACGUGCAUAA